Molecule: messenger RNA, 411 nt
Organism: Lucilia sericata (common green bottle fly)
Lineage: Eukaryota; Metazoa; Arthropoda; Insecta; Diptera; Calliphoridae
Exons: 3
Coding region: 42-392 (116 amino acids)
Source: RefSeq, a predicted model, not a curated record
CUAUAUACAAGUAGUAUUCCCACUGUAAACUCAACAACAACAUGAAAUUUUUAGUUAUAUUUGCUGUGUUCCUCCUGCUGCAAGGAUCUUUAGGUCAGGAUAUUAAAGAAGACCUCUCUCAAGCCUCUCAAGUAGCCAACCAACAACGUUUAGUACGCUCUUUCGAUAAUCGUCGUUACGUGCAAGCCGAAGGCUCAUUGAAAUGUAAUUUUAUUUGUAAUCCUCUCGAUGUAACCGUGUGUGGUUAUAAUGGUCGUUGUUAUCGGGAAUUUGAAAGUCAAUGUGAAUUGACCAUCUAUAAUUGUUUGAAUACACAGAAAAUUUUCCAUAUUGUGGAUGAGACCAACUGUCAAAAUAUCAGUUUCCCAAAAUGUUUCCGCGGAGAUAUGUAAAUUUCUAAAUUUUAAAUAA